Molecule: messenger RNA, 1074 nt
Organism: Neocloeon triangulifer
Lineage: Eukaryota; Metazoa; Arthropoda; Insecta; Ephemeroptera; Baetidae
Exons: 2
Coding region: 300-845 (181 amino acids)
Source: RefSeq, a predicted model, not a curated record
UAAUUAUAAAAUUGAAGAAAAUGCACAAGCAGUUUCCUUUUGUCAAUGCCACAUUCAUCAGAGUAUCAGGAGAAUGCUUUUAAGCGUGGUUAUUUAAAAUUUUUUUUAAGAAAAAAAAAUACUCAAGAAUUCCAAUCCAGUUUAUUUAAUAAUUCAAUUGUUGUUAGGGCACCAAGACAGCAUUGUUGAGCGUUUCCUUGGCGAACCUCAAAAUUCGUUAAAAAAGGAUCAAUUGUUAGAUCGCUCUGUUGAUUCACUCCGUCCGGAUAAAAUUUGAAAUUUGAGAACUUUCUCCCAAAAUGCAGGCGAGAGAAUUAGUUUUGGCACGCAAGCUUCGCGAGGAGCGGGACAUCGGGAUGAACGAAGCAGGGGAGAUUCUCGUGUCAGAGGCCAUGUUCAACACUCUGCGGCCAAAUGGUCCACCAGUGGGGCGCCAUCGCCCAUACCAUCUUGCCAGAAUGGCCAACGACGACAUCUGCCUCAUGGUGAAAUACCGAGCAUUGGGUCGCCUCAAAGGCUCGGCUUUAUUCUGCCCCACCUGGAUCGCCAAGCAGCUCAACUUGCGUGUCGGCGAAACGGCCACUGUCUCCCACUGGCAAGGCGAAGUCCGAACGUUGAAGGUGGCCUGCAUCCUGGGACCAUUUACGAAAAAGGAGGAGAAAAAUCUGGCGCGAGCUUUUGCCAGGAUCGGCAUCCUCAACUCCAACACCUCCAUCACUCUGCCACCCAAUAACAUCGGCCUGAAGCAGGUGAAGAUCCUCAACUGCAACCCACGCAGGGGCUACUUUGACGCCGAGAAGUCCGCGCUUAAAGUCAUCGAGGUUGACUCGGACUUAGAGGAUUGAUCUUUGAACGCCUUGCCGACUUUUGGCCUCGAUUUGAACAGUAAAUUAAUAAAAUUAGUUUUUAACUCGAAAUGACUUAGUAUUUUCUUGAAAUGCUUGCCUGCCAAAUUGGCUGUCAGGGAUUAUCAGGGAUUAUUAUGCUUUUGACGACGGUGAGGGGAUAUAUAUGUAUAUUAUCUCAGAAGAUUAAGCAAAAUUUUUGCUGGUGGUGGUGUCUUUUUGUCCUAAA